Messenger RNA from Ustilago hordei, 2109 nucleotides. RefSeq lists its product as uncharacterized. Lineage: Eukaryota; Fungi; Basidiomycota; Ustilaginomycetes; Ustilaginales; Ustilaginaceae. Gene Ontology annotation, biological process: transmembrane transport. The coding region runs from base 1 to 2109 and encodes 702 amino acids. The record is from RefSeq and is a predicted model, not a curated record. Gene Ontology annotation, cellular component: membrane. The transcript has a single exon. Gene Ontology annotation, molecular function: transmembrane transporter activity.
AUGCAGCGUUCAGACGACGAGACUCGACCUCUCCUCGGCACCACCCAACAUGAAGCUGCCAACCUCUCCUCCUCUCCGCCAACGCCACCUAAACCAGACCGAUCUCUGAUCCGCUUUCUUCGAGGAUUCCAACAGCAAUGGCCCAUCCUACGCAUUCUCGCCGUAGCCCUGGUGUACGGUGCAGGCUUCUAUGGCGCAGCUCCCUCCUACCUAGAUGGUCUUCGAGGCUUCACCUGCUCAUACCACUACUCCACACACCCCGACUUACUCCCCUCCGACCCGCACGCACCACUCCCACGAGAUAGAGAUAGACCAUGCGCAGUCGCUGGCGUAGAAAGCAAAGUCGGCAUCAUAGUGGCUGUAGCUACCAUGCUCAGCUUUGUUGUGUCGAGUGCCAGCAUGCUCUUCUACGGACCCAAGCUGUCAAAGUGGGGUAGGAAACCGCUGUUGAUCAUCUCGCUAUUCUCCAACAUGAUCAACUAUAUUCCUUUUGCGCUCCUCCCGUUGGGUUACCCGCUCGGGCCAGUACCGAGUGAGUUAGCGAUCCCGCCAGCUGUCUCGCUGGCUUUGAUCCUGUUUUGCAGCUUCUUGGCUGGGUUGACGGGUUUUACAGCGCUAGUGUUGUGCGUGUUGCGGGCGAUGAUUGUCGAUGUUGCUCCACCUACUCGUCGAACAUUGGCGCUGAAUUGGCUAGUCACGGCGACACUCUGCGGUGCUUUCUUGGGACCAUUACUGGCUGCAUGGGCACUAGAUACCUCCGUCAGAGCUCGUACUAGUGUUGCGUUCGAAGCCCUCUUCCAACCUAGCAUCGGCAUCUUAGAGUUGCCUUCGGAUCCAAUGACUCCUCCACCUAUACCAGGCACACCACAAGCUCCUUCCAAACACGGCAAUCCAGCAGCUUUAGUCGCUUGCUGUCGGCUCUUCUCCCUGGCCAUCAUCUGGACGUUGCUCCUCGUACCUGAGACUAAACCAACUACCAUCGCCCCCACCAAUCCAGUAGAUGCAAACAUGGAGGCGGCAGCCCAAAGUGGGAUCUCCUUCGCCGGUACCGAUUUCAGCAGCACCACUCUCAUCUCUUCCUCUAUCUCCCCAGCUAGACUUCGAGCGGGCAAAGUGUUGGGUCCCCUAUCAAUCUACCUCCCGCAAGUAGCGAGGGAUGGAAGCAAAGAUUAUCGGCUCACCUGGUUAGCGCUUGCUGGAGCAUUUGCAAAUGUGGGAACUAGUGCGCUAUCCUAUGUUGCAGUGUUUGCUGGUUAUAGGUUUGAUUUCACUCCGGAUGCGAUCGGGUUGUUGUUGGGGUUGAUUGGGGCUAGUAGAGCGGCGUGGUUGAUUUUUGCUAUUCCACUGCUGGUGGUGCUGUUGGAGAGGACAAUUAGGAAGCCAGUUGAGAUUGUCGGGUUGUCGGUGGACGAGUUGGAAACCUUGGCGAAGGCGGGAUUGAAAGAUCCUGAUCUCACACAACCGAAUUCCACCCGAGAUGGCGAACUGGGCGAUCGCGGAAUAGCUCAACCACCCGAAACCAGCCAUGAUCAAGGAUCAGAAGCAGAAACAAUAGGAACAAAAGACACGAUCCGAGCAGCAGUACUCUGGAGAGUAUCGAUCGACAUAGCGAUCGCCAAACUCUCCUAUUUCGCCGACAUUAUCGGCUACCUCGUCGUAUUUCUCUCGGCCAGCUUCUCAAAUGCAGCAACUAUGAUCUUUGGCACCUUGUUUCUGUCGUUCGGAGCAGGCGCAGGUCCUGCAGUUGCCUCUGCUGCCAUCGCUAUCAUUCAGGAUCUCAAGAGACAAGAAUAUCCAACUCUGCAUUCGAGCCUGCAUCCAAAUCCAACAGAUGACUGGUUAGCAGCAUUGUCGAUAUCGGAUAACGUCGUGAAUGGGUUCAGUCCGAUCUUGAUUAGUGUAGUGUAUAGUUUGACGAUCGAAACAGGAUUGCCAAGUGCUUGUUUUUUGAUCCCGACAGUGGGGUAUAUACUUUCGUUGGGGUUGUUGGUUAUGGUCAAGACUCGAGAUCUGCCCAGUGUGGGAGACUCGCAACGAGUGGAGAGAUCUGAGGCAGAAUCGCACCAAGUAGAUGCAGAUCAGAUCCCACCUGUACCUUCAGCUCAGUAG